AUGGCAUUCCCUACCCUCCACGCCCGCGCAGAGGCCAAGCCACUCGAGCACCGCUCAUGUCUCACGCCCACCACAGCCAAGAAGCUGCUCGAUGCCGGCUACCCUGUCCUCGUCGAGCGUUCACCCAAGGACCCCAACUACGCCCGCAUCUUCGCCGACGAAGAGUUUGAGCAGGCCGGCGCAACACUCAUUGAAGAGGGCGCCUACAAGACAGCGCCCAAGGACCACAUCAUCCUUGGUCUCAAGGAACUACCUGAGGAUUCAUUCCCUCUUGAGCAUACAUUCGUCCACUUUGCACACUGCUACAAGCAACAAGGCGGAUGGGAGAACGUCCUCGCUCGCUUCCCCCGCGGUGGCGGUACUCUUUACGACCUUGAGUUCCUGCAGGACGAGUCGGGCAGGCGUGUAGCUGCCUUUGGAUACCAUGCUGGCUUUGUUGGCGCCGCCCUUGCUAUCAAGACGUGGGCCUGGCAGCUCACCCACCCCAAUGGCGAGCCCCUCCCUGGCCUCGAUGCAUUCACCGACGGCCGUGGUUACUACAACAACGAGGAUGAGCUGAUCGCUCAGCUCAAAGAAGACGUCGCCGCCGGUGAGAAGGUCGCGGGCCGUAAGCCCAGCAGCCUGGUUCUCGGUGCCCUGGGUCGCUGCGGCUCGGGUGCCGUCGACCUUCUCGAGAAGAUUGGUUGCUCAGAAGUCAAGAAGUGGGAUCUGGCCGAGACCAAGGAGCGUGACGGCCCCUACCCCGAGAUCGUCGAGUCAGACAUCUUUGUCAACUGCAUAUACCUCUCCAAGCCCAUUCCUCCCUUUGUCAGCAAGGAGAGCCUUAAGUCACCAAACCGCAAGCUGAGCGUCGUAUGCGAUGUCUCUUGCGACACCACCAACCCCCACAACCCUAUCCCCAUCUACGAUAUCAACACAACCUUUGACAAGCCCACGGUCGAGGUGCCCGUCGAAGGCAACGGUCCUAGACUAUCCGUCAUCUCCAUUGACCAUCUGCCAUCCGCACUUCCCCGCGAGUCGUCAGAAGCCUUCAGCAAUGCCCUACUGCCUAGCUUAAUGGCACUCAAGGACCGCGCCACAACCCCUGUGUGGCAAGGUGCUGAAAAACUUUUCCAGGAAAAGGUACAGACGUUGCCAGGCGGUGUCCCCAAGAAGGAGGUAUAG
This is a messenger RNA of Bipolaris oryzae ATCC 44560, 1164 nucleotides long. RefSeq lists its product as uncharacterized. Lineage: Eukaryota; Fungi; Ascomycota; Dothideomycetes; Pleosporales; Pleosporaceae. The coding region runs from base 1 to 1164 and encodes 387 amino acids. Gene Ontology annotation, cellular component: cytoplasm. The transcript has a single exon. Gene Ontology annotation, molecular function: saccharopine dehydrogenase (NAD+, L-lysine-forming) activity. The record is from RefSeq and is a predicted model, not a curated record.